Protopterus annectens (West African lungfish) is the source of this 1302-nucleotide messenger RNA. It is a transcript of the gene PARL, whose product is annotated as presenilin associated rhomboid like. Bases 36 to 1130 code for a protein of 364 amino acids. The transcript is spliced from 10 exons. Gene Ontology annotation, cellular component: membrane. Gene Ontology annotation, molecular function: serine-type endopeptidase activity. The record is from RefSeq and is a predicted model, not a curated record. Lineage: Eukaryota; Metazoa; Chordata; Ceratodontiformes; Protopteridae.
UAUUGACCCGGAAGUCUAACUUGAAAGGGUCAAACAUGGCGUCGAGUGUAGGUCGAGGUAUGGAAAAGUGGAAUUUUCUUUGCAAGUACCGAUUUACUUUUUGUAAAGAACAACGAUGUGGGUUCCGAAAAGCACCAAAAAAGCCUGAACCACGCAAGCCUGAUAUGGAGGAAACUGGCAGCAAAAAUGCCUUAUCACAUGAUGGCCGACCACAAAGGAGCAGUCUGACACCUCCUUUAGAAGAAACUGCCUUUGUUGCUUCUUCCCGCUCAUACAGACAGCUUUUCAAGCCGUUUUUGUUUACUGUUGGGUUUACAGGUUGUGCUUUUAGCACUGCUGCCAUCUGGCAGUAUGAGUCCCUGAAAUCCAGAAUGCAGACCUAUGUAGAUGAAUUACGAGCAGACUGGAUGGAUAAACUGAAGCCUCCAAAACAUGGUGAUUUGAGGAAACAGGUAAAUCGGUGGUGGAACAGCUUAAGUGAAGGGCAGAAAACUGUUGGAGGUAUCAUUUUUGCCAAUGCCAUUGUUUUUUGCAUGUGGAGAACACCUUCCUUACAGCGGACCAUGAUUCAUUAUUUCACUUCAAACCCUGCUUCUAAGAAACUUUGCCUACCCAUGAUCCUGUCUACAUUUAGCCACUUUUCAUUUUUUCACAUGGCUGCAAACAUGUACGUGUUAUGGAGCUUUUCUUCUAGUAUUGUCUCCAUGUUGGGGAGGGAGCAGUUUUUGGCAGCAUACCUUUCUGCAGGUGUAAUUUCUAACUUUGUCAGCUAUUUCUGCAAAACAGCCACUGGGAGGUUUGGGCCAUCUUUGGGUGCGUCUGGAGCCAUAAUGGCAGUCCUUGCAGCUGUUUGUACCAAGAUGCCAGAAGCAAAAUUGGCUAUAAUCUUUCUUCCGAUGUUUACUUUCACAGCUGGAAAUGCUCUUAAGGCUAUUAUCGCUUUGGACACUGCUGGCCUUGUACUUGGCUGGAGAUUUUUUGACCAUGCAGCACACCUUGGAGGAGCAGCCUUUGGAAUAUGGUAUAUUACUUAUGGACAUGAAUUGAUAUGGAAGAACAGAGAACCACUAGUGAAAAUGUGGCACGAGUUUCGUCUGAGAAGAAGUGGAAGAGGAGGCGGUAGCUCAUAGGCCCUUAUGCAUGCGGCAGUCAGUUCAAGAGUUGUAAAAAUGAAGACAAUUUGAAAUGCUCUUUCCUUGGGAAAGAUGAGCAGUGUUGUACAGUGAACUUUAAAAAGACUUGUAAAAUUGAUGUAUCUUGUUUUUUAAAAAUAUUAAAAAGUAUAGCUAUUUGAUAAGUUAA